Messenger RNA from Ixodes scapularis (black-legged tick), 1161 nucleotides. RefSeq lists its product as uncharacterized. The record is from RefSeq and is a predicted model, not a curated record. NCBI's taxonomy places the organism in Eukaryota, Metazoa, Arthropoda, Arachnida, Ixodida, Ixodidae. The annotation marks the transcript as partial. The transcript has 10 exons.
UUUAUUCGUGAGGUAGGGAGGCACGACAUUCUUGAGGUUCCGGAGGGCCUUCAUUGCGCUGAUUAUUAUAAAAAAAAUGUCACCAAGCCUGUUGUGGUCAAUAUAAAAUCAUUUCGUUAUUCAGCACGAGUAUGGAAUACGGUAACAAGGCAACACAGUCUGAUCAAAGGGCGAAUCGAUGUCAAUAAAAAGCUUUGGAGGUUGGAGUACACACCCUGGAACACGAAUGAUUCGAAAUCCCGGAAACGGAAGGAUCUGAAGCCGCUGACCAUUAUUGUAGAUGCUUCGAACGAUUGUGUUUUCAAAAUUUCAAAAGAAAGCGCAGACUGCCAGAUAAUCCAACUUGACAGUCUUCCAUUUGACCUGCAAAUGAUUAUUGAGCCAAGCCAAAUUAAGACUAUGACUGCGAAUACUUUUUUUUAUGGUCCCUAUGAGUCAUCCUCAUUGAACUACACUACGUUCACGUAUCGAGGAGGAGUACCAUGUCAUCUCUGGACCGUGGACCGUCUAGGUUGGCCUCCUGGAUUCUCACACAUCAGGACACGCUGGCAAUGGUGCUUUGUUAACAAGGAUUUGUAUGGUCCGUCCUAUAAAAGUAGUUCUUCUUACCCCGUCAGUUUGGACAUUUACAUUCUUGAGGCAUUGCAGAAGUGGGGAAAGAUCGAUCACCGUCAAGGGCACACCUAUUCAUUUCAAUUCUACGAUGUAAACACAGCGCUGGAUGAUUUCGAGCAAACACAAGGUUUCGACACCUCACCUUGCUUUAAAAUGGAGGAAAGAAGAACAUUGCAUUUCACACUUGAUCCACAUCCGUCCCCGGAAAUCACGAGAGAAUCGUCAUUCCUGCGUACUUUCUACAACGUAAUCAUAAAUUUCGGAAACGAAUGGAUCCCUUACCUAUAUGUCAACCCUUUCCAAGUGCACCAAACUGAAAAAAACGAAACAUUUCUGGAGCUGACAAUUCUUGGAAGUAUUGACACACCGAGGACUAUUUUUUCGUCUCUUAAAAUUCCAAAUAUUACAUUUAUAAUGGAUAAACUUGCAUAUCGUGUGCAAAGCCGUAAGCUGAUAUUUACAUUCAAGCAGGUGAAUUACACUGUAAGCAAAGUCUGCUACGCAGAAACUCUCAUUUCAAGUUUGAACACUCCUGUCGACAGCUGA